AGCGCCCGGCCGAUAAAUGUUCACUCUUAAGCACAUACUUUCUGGAUAGCGAGAGGACCUUAUCCAUGCCAAAGUGCAAGAUUCCAACCAGGACCAUUGAGUCUGGCAGAUAGCCCUUAUAUGGACAUUCAGUAGUUUACUCUGUCCCACUGGCACAGCCACUAAUUAGGAACUGGUGAUUAAACCUUGUGGUCUUAAAACAGCUGGCCGUCUUUUCUCACUGGAGCCCCCUUGUGGUUGGGGUGUGUGUGGAUGCUGAGCUAUUCUAGAAGGGAGCAAAAAGGUGGAGUGCUGUGGUUGGUUUUCUGUGUGUGCAGAGAAAUAACAGCUGUACACACACUUCAUGUAUAUAUGUGUACAUAUGCAUACACAUGAACCUCCAUAUGUGUACACAGGUUUCCGGUGGGUAGGAAGCUACUGAUGCUUCCUAAAGAGUCCUGCAGAACUGGUGGGAAAAGAGGAACCAGUGGUAGAAAUCCCCUCUGAUGUAUCAGGAUAUCCGAAUAUCCUCAGGGAGAUCUCUGUGGCCAUGCAGAUCAUUAGAAGUAAUCAGGAUCCCUGCUGCUAUCACCUGUUCUUGCCCUGACAAUGCAAAUUCAUCUACCAGGAAUUGAAAGUAAGGCUAAGGUUCUUUAGAAGUCUCAUAAGUAGAGAGGUGCCAUUCGGGGGCAUUGAAAUGCUGGUAUGGGAGAGGAGGUAUGCAAUCGAUUCAAAUGACUUCUUGAUUCCUUGGUGUAAAAACUGCUAACUGGUAGGUGUUUGGAAUAUUGGAUUUGGUUGGGAGCUCAUCUGUCUACUGACAGCUACUUGUCUUCAUUUCUAUCCCAGGGACGAUGGAAAAGAGGCACUCAAAUUCUACACAGACCCUUCAUACUUCUUUGAUCUUUGGAAGGAGAAGAUGCUGCAGGACACCAAGGAUAUCAUGAAAGAGAAGAGAAAGCAUAGGAAAGAAAAGAAAGAUAAUCCAAAUCGAGGGAAUGUAAACCCACGUAAAAUCAAGACACGUAAGGAAGAGUGGGAGAAAAUGAAGAUGGGACAAGAAUUUGUGGAGUCCAAAGAAAAGCUGGGGCCUUCUGGGUAUCCACCCACCUUGGUGUACCAGAAUGGCAGCAUUGGCUGUGUUGAAAACGUGGAUGCAAGUAGCUAUCCGCCACCACCACAGUCAGACUCUGCUUCUUCACCUUCUCCUUCCUUCUCCGAGGACAACUUGCCUCCUCCACCAGCAGAAUUCAGUUACCCACCGGACAACCAAAGAGGAUCUGGUUUGGCUGGACCCAAAAGAUCCAGUGUGGUCAGCCCAAGCCAUCCACCACCAGCUCCUCCUCUAGGCUCUCCACCAGGCCCUAAACCUGGGUUUGCUCCACCACCUGCCCCUCCGCCACCUCCGCCUCCAAUGAUAGGCAUCCCAUCUCCACCACCACCUGUAGGAUUUGUGUCUCCAGGGACACCUCCACCACCCUCACCCCCAUCUUUCCCACCUCACCCUGAUUUUGCUGCCCCUCCACCUCCUCCUCCACCACCAGCAACUGACUACCCAACUCUGCCACCACCUCCCUUGUCCCAGCCAACAGGAGGAGCACCUCCUCCUCCCCCUCCUCCUCCUCCUCCGGGGCCCCCUCCUCCCCCUUUCACUGGUGCAGAUGGCCAGCCUGCUGUACCACCACUGCUUUCUGAUACCACCAAGCCCAAGUCCUCCUUGCCUGCCGUGAGUGAUGCCCGUAGCGACCUGCUUUCAGCCAUCCGUCAAGGUUUUCAGCUGCGCAGGGUUGAGGAGCAGCGGGAACAAGAGAAGCGGGAUGUUGUGGGCAAUGACGUGGCCACCAUCUUGUCUCGUCGCAUUGCUGUUGAGUACAGUGACUCAGAAGAUGAUUCCUCUGAAUUUGAUGAGGACGACUGGUCGGAUUAACUCUUUCUGCCUGCUGUCCACCUUCUUUUUCUUUCCUUCCUACCUGCCUUCUUUGAUGCCAACCCCAACAGAUCCGUAGGGGAGAAAGGGGAGGAAAAAAGUAAUUUUAAGGGGCCAAAGCUUUCCCUGAAGCAACCAAAGAUAUAUCCAAGUGCUUCCUCCAAAUCAACAUGUAUUUCCUCUCCCCAUUGUCAGGCCCUGAGAGGCUCCUGAGGUUCAGUAGCUGGGAUGUUCCCUCUUUCCUUCAAGUGCCUGUUGCAUAUUGAAAGGAAGGAGAAAUCCCAAAGCAGAUUCCUUUGAUCGGGUUUCUGUUGGAGAUGGGGCCUUCCCUUAGGAGCCAUAUUCAACUGCAGUCUUCUAAAACGCGUGUCCUCAGCCACUUCAAAUAAUGCCAGCCACUUUCUGGUUCUACAGCAGAGGGAGUGGCCUGAAUGGACACAGCUGGCCCCUUUCCUGUGCCCUGAAAGGGCAGAGUAGGCUGAAGGCUCCAACGGCCAGACUGCCUCACCCUUUGCCCUAAUCAGCAGGGUGGGCCUGCCUUGUGCUAAACGAUCUCUUAUGCCUGGGAUGCCCUUUAUUCCAGAAGGCAUCAAGCCUCUAAAGAAUGUCUCACCUCCUCUGCCCAAAAAUGAUGCCUUUCUGUAGGCUGGAGUUGUUGCCUCCCUCCCAGGAUCCCUUUGGUGAGUAUGGUGUUCAGGAUGCACCACCACCACCUCUAGAUGCCUUCAGGCAACACAGCCCAGUUUUAACCUCUAGUAUCCAUGACCAAACUGUCCCUGACACAUGAGAACAGGGGCCUCUUCUGGCUGUCAGGAGCAAAGCCUGAAGACUUGGAGCUGCAGGACUGGAAGAACAGUGGAGCCCCAUGGGUCCCACCCUUUAAGGAUGCUGAGGCCUAGAGAUGGGAAGUGACUUGCUCAAGGUCACACAAUUGGAUAGUGACAUAGCUAGAGCCCAGAGUUCCUGAUUCCAAGUCACCUGUGCUUUCUGGGACCAAAGAAUGGGCACCUACUGGAGUCUGGGCAGAGCUUUCUCGGCUGUAUUGCUACUCCAGACCUCACCGUAGGUUGGGGUCCCAGUAGGAGGGCUCAGGGUCUGUGCCAGCCCUGUCAGUGCUGCUCAAACCUUCAUAGCCUCUCUUGUCAUUCUUUGUUGCCCCUUUUCUGUCACCAACGAACCACAUAGCCUUGGGACCAGCCCUUUUGGGGGACCAGAAGUAGUGAGAGAAGGAAGGGGAUAGGCAGCUGUGACAGGUGCUGUUUUCAAUUCCUCUGCAACUCCUCCCCCUUUUAUUUCCCCAAUUUAAACAAAGAUUCUGCCAACUGUGGAAACUUCAGUUCCUCAGGCUGGCAGCCGUGCCGGUACCUGCCUUGGGGGGCCUGGCAGCCGUGAAGUAGGCUGAAAGGCAGAGGGGCUCCAGGUCCUGUUUCCAGCUCCCCUCACUGCACAUGGUGAAGCUCCCUCCCUCCCUCCCUGCUUUUCCCAGAGCUAAUACACAGGUGCUGUUAUUCAGGAAAAAACUGGUCAGCUCUAGCCAACAGUGAGGCUUCUUCUCUCUGCCCUAACUAUUGUGUAGCCUCUUAUGCUGAAAUCGACUUCUGCUGGCUUCUCCGGCUUUCAGAGCCCUGAAACAAAGAGAAACAGGAUCUGUCCCUAGCCAGCACAGCAAAUAGUCGUAGUAAUUGCCAAAGCCCUCGUAAAGCCCUCCGGCUUGAGGAGAGAGUGUAGUCAUGGGUUCUGCUUCUGUGCCCUUGCUGGCCGCUUCCCCUCUGCUUUCUUUCCUGGAGCUCAGGGUGUGGGGACUGAGCCUGUAGGGGCCAGGAUGCACUCUUGCCGUGGCCACUCCCAAGUGUGCCCUCUUCCCUCUCUCCAGAUCAGGUGUCUCUGGCACAGGACUUGACACCAAGCUCCACACUGAGACACCAGGCUAUGUGGACCCCCACCUUGUUUCCCAGCCUGCACCUUAGAAGCCGAAGGCGCUUUCAUCAGAACCCUAAAAUGGCCGUUGAAGGCGUCUGGGCCGCAGCCCAGCAGUAGCUAGAGAGGCAGGCAGAGGGCAGUGGUUCUCCCAAAUAGGAGACCUGGGGCCUGGCCAGGCCAGGGUUUGGGCCUAAUGGCUUUGACUGAAUUACCCCCAUCCUCCUCCUUUCCGGAAAAGGGAGAGCUAGAGCCACUCACUGUCAUUCUGCUCUGACCUUGAAGGGGGCGGUGUUGGCCUGCCUUCUGGAAUGGACUGAGUCCAUCGUGGAAAGGACUGGGGGCAAGAGGAGGUGGGGAGGGGCGCUGCCUGCGGAAGGUAGGAUUAGAUCAUUAGCUCAGUGACCUCCUAGGGUUUCGAUGUGCUGUGUUCUCAUCCUACAGCCGGUUUGGUAAUGAUCUGCAAGUCCCGGAGAGCAACAGCACAGCUCUGCCUGACGCUCUCAUUAAAAUCUAUGCAGCCAAGCUCGGCACUUUGUAGCAGCCGGCCUUACGAAGCCUCCUCAACUCGGGGGGCCGGGGACCCAGUGAGCUGAGAGGCCCUCUGGGCUCCACUUAUGCAUAUGCACCAAAAAAAAAAAAAAAAAUGGCUUCUUUAGACCCAGAGCCCUUUAAGAUGAUAAAGGACGCAAUGCAGGUAAUCCUGUUUUUGGACUCACGUAACAUAGAAUGCAAAGUUUAGUGAUUACUUAAUCUGGGCCUAAGCUAGUGAGAAUAUGGAACAAUGGACCAUAAGAACUCCUAAGCUCUGAAGCCAAGGAGCCUCCUCCCUUCCUGGUUCACCCCGCCCAGGGGACCUGCCCCCAUUCCUGUGGCCCUGGGGCCCAGCUUCCAAUAGUGUCAGAAGCGACUUGUGGCUUUGCCUUGGUUGUGAGAUGGGUACAUUCCAAAGGAGCAGCUCGGGGGAGGAGGCAGGCUCAGCCAGCCCUUGGAGGCUCAGAGCAGCUGGCCCAGGCUCCAGCUCGCCUCUAGUGGAAGCUCAGAGCGCCCUCAGAAACGACCCUGGCCAAUGUCACUGCAUAGCCGAGGCAGUGUUGUCAGGGCUAAUGUGGAAUCUCUUCCCGUGGCGCCGAUCCUCGACUCUGCAGCGCCAGCUUGGACAGAUUGAGGUCUCUGUGGUUUUGGUGACCCUGCUUAAGCAUUCCCACCGUGUCCCAGCUCUGCUCUAGGACUACCUCCCACUGUGGCCCCUCACCUGACCUCAGGGCAUGGGGAGGGAGGGAGCCAGUGCUCCAGGGCCACGGGGCUUUGCUCAUGAGAGAUGUCAGGCUUCCUGGAGACAUCAGGCUUUGAGCCCUGCUGGGGUCCAGCUGACCUGGGACCAGGUGCCGUGCAGAGCGAUGUGCCUCACUGUGUGCCUCCUGCCAUGUUCACUUUAACCGUGCCUCAGUGUGGGUUAGGGAACAAUUUUGUUAUUGUAUUAAGUUUAUUCAGUUAAUUCACUUGAGGAACUAACCAAGUUUUACUUUCUGUCUAGAAUGAUGUACAUGUAGUAGAGUAAGCCAUAAUGUUCCCAAAGUGCCUUGUUUUCUCUGAUACAAACAUAUUUAUAAGGACGUAUUCCAGUGGGUUCUUGGGUGUGUUUGCCACAUCAAGAUUUUAGGGAAUGGGUGUAUGUGUAGUAGCGAUGCUGUUUGAAAACAGGCCCUCUUCCCUUGAGGAUGGGAAAGGAGCUCUUCAGUUGGAGAUCUGGGCAGUGGGUUAAGCCAGACCCCUAAAGUGACCCUUUCCUAUUCUGCCCUGUUCUUCUCAGACCCUCAGAAAGACAUCCAAUUUUUUUUAAAGCCCUGUAGCUCCAAGCCUGGUCUUACUUGCUUCCCUGCCAGGCUCAUCGUGGGUAUACCACAUUUGUGCCCAUUGACCUGAAGGUUCCAUGUAACUGUAUACACAUGAAUACUUAAAUGCCAGCAUUUUAAAUAAUUUGAUAAAGUCUUUAUAGCCACUCAGCCA
Molecule: messenger RNA, 5833 nt
Organism: Piliocolobus tephrosceles (Ugandan red Colobus)
Lineage: Eukaryota; Metazoa; Chordata; Mammalia; Primates; Cercopithecidae
Gene: WASF2
Product: WASP family member 2
Exons: 5
Coding region: 899-1906 (335 amino acids)
Molecular function (GO): actin binding
Source: RefSeq, a predicted model, not a curated record